AGCCGUAAACUUGUCUGCAAACUGUGGGUCCCACCUUCAUCCUGUUAACAUGUUCAACAGUUACAAUGUUAAGUUCUACCACAGCAAAGCUCUCACCUCCCCCUAUCCGGGAUCACAUGUUGAGCGUGGUCAAGUUCCUGAAGAUAAGGUGGGCUGGCUAAUUGAGUGGAAAGAUUAUAAUCCUGUGGAAUACACUGCAAUGUCUGUUUUGGCUGGACCCAGUUGGGCGGAUCCCCAAAUCAAUGAUAAAGGUUUUUCUCCCAAAUUCAAUGAGAGGGAUGGAGAAGUGGAGAGGAGGAGUCUGAAUGGCUUGUAUGUGGUUGAAAAUGGGAGGCCCCGGUGGAAGAGGGACAGAAGUGGCAAUAAAAUUGCUCAUCCAGUUACUGGCAAAAACAUCUUGAGGGUCCCUUCGACUCUGCUGUAAUUCUGUCUCGAAUCCUGCUGUGUGAGUGCCCAGUCGCUCAGCCUCAUGAGGUCCUUCAGCAGUUUUUUCCAUGGUUAGUUCAAGUCCGUCCUUGUUUGCAUACCUGUGCGUUGUCAGCAGACUUUGUCCCCUGCCUUCCUCUUCCAGGUCA
This is a messenger RNA of Aquila chrysaetos chrysaetos, 575 nucleotides long. RefSeq names its product ADP-ribose pyrophosphatase, mitochondrial-like. The coding region runs from base 50 to 424 and encodes 124 amino acids. Gene Ontology annotation, cellular component: mitochondrion. Lineage: Eukaryota; Metazoa; Chordata; Aves; Accipitriformes; Accipitridae. The record is from RefSeq and is a predicted model, not a curated record. Gene Ontology annotation, molecular function: ADP-ribose diphosphatase activity. The transcript has 4 exons.